GCCGUGCCCGGGCUGGUUCUGCUGGUUGGACCAGCCCUGCCCUGCCCUGCCCUGCCCGGCUCUGCUGGGCUCUGCCCUCCCUUGGAUCUCCUCUGGCUGCUGGGAAUGGUGUUGGGAAUGUCAGGGCUGUCCAGGCUCUCAGGAGCUGGAGGCUGAAUCCCCUCAUGGCCCUUUUACUAAAUGGUGCCCCUUGAUUGCUGCUUAGCAUUGGGAAUUUCGUUGGGAAUUUCAUUGGGAAUGUCAGGGCUCUCUCCAGGCUCUCAGGAGCUCAAAGAUCAGCCCUGGCAUCGCCUCUUCACUAAAUGGUGCCCUUUGAUUGCUGGUUGGCAUUGGGAAUUUAAUUGGGAAUUUAAUUGGGAAUACCAGGGCUCUCUCCAGGCUCAGCCCUGGCACGGCCUCUUCCCUAAACAGUCCCUAAACAGUCCCUAAACAGUGCCCUUUGAUUGCUGGUGGCAUUGGGAAUUUUGUUGGGAAUUUUGUUGGGAAUUUCACUGGGAAUGUCAGGGCUCAGCUCUGGCUCAGGAGCUGGAAGCUGAAGCCUCUUCACUAAAUGGUGCCCUUUGAUAGCUGGGAAUUUUGUUGGGAAUGUCUCUCCAGGCUCUCAGCUCUGGCUCAGGAGCUGGAAGCUGAGUCCUCCAUGGCCUUUUCCCUAAACAGUGCCCCUUGAUUGCUGCUUGGCAUUGGGAAUUUCAUUGGGAAUUUUGUCAGGAAUGUCAGGGCUCUCUCCAGGCUCAGCUCUGGCUCAGAGGCUGGAAGCUGAGUCCUCCAUGGCCCUUUCCCUAAACAGUGCCCCUUGAUUGCUGCUUGGCAUUGGGAAUUUCAUUGCUCCAGGUACUCCUGUAACCCCUGGUGUGCCACUUGAACCAGCCUGGGCCAUUCUGGGGGCUGCAUUCCAUUAACCCUGACAGCUUCCAGGGAAUUGGGGGGCACUGGGGGGCCUGGCCCCACCACCCCCAUGUCAUUGUGCCCUACCUGGUUUGAAGGAGGGGUCUCCCAGAGCACUCCAGGAGUAACUCCACAUGUCAGUAGAAUUAUAUUAUAUUUUAAAAUAUUUUAUUUAUUUAUAGAUUUAAUUUUUGGGUUAUAUUUGACUUUUCCUCCUUCUUCUUGGGUGGGUCUUUAUGGAGGGGAGGGUCUUCUUGGAGGGAGGGGUCUCCCAGAGCACUCCAGGAGUAAUUCCACAUGUCAGUGGAAUUAUAUUAUAUUUUUUUAAUAUUUUAUUUAUUUAUAUAUUUAUUUUUUGGGGUUAUAUUUGACUUUCCCUUCCUCUUCUUGGGUGGAUCUUUAUUCCCCCUGCACCCCAAGGGGCACUGUAAUUGUGCCCUCCCUGGUUGGAAGGAGGGGGCUCCCAGAGCACUCCAAGAGUAAUUCCACAUGUCAGUGGAAUUAUAUUAUAUUUUUUUAAUAUUUUAUUUAUUUCUAGAUUUAUUUUUUGGGGUUAUAUUUGACUUUCCCUUCCUCUUCUUGGGUAGAUCUUUAUAUUCCCCCUGCAGCCCAAGGGGUGACCCCAGGCUGGUGAGCAGCCCUGGGUGUCCUGACAGAUUCUGGGGCUGCACAGGGGUUGUGACAGCCCCUUUGGCAGGAGGGCAGAGCUGGAUCCCUGCAUUGCUGGAGCUUCCUGGCUGUUCAGGGAGUGCCUGCUGCCAUCCAGGGCUCUCAGGAAAAUCUGUGUUCUAGAAGGGGAUGAACGUCCUGCCCCGUUCUGCCCCUGGCAGUGCCUGCUGGGCCAGAAGCCAGAGGAAUGCCAGGCCUGGCUGCAUUCCCCCCUCCUGUUUCUCCUCCUCCUCUCAUGGCUCACUCUCUUUCUCUCCUUUAGCUGCUCUCCAUGCUGCUCAUUCCCCACCUCUGACUCCAUCUCCAUCUGCCCAGGCACAGCUGCCCAGCCCUGCCCCAGGCCCUGUGUCCCCUCCCGUGGUCCCAGCUGCAGCCAUCCCCGUGUUCUCUGUGCCCCCCCAGGCCCCUGCCCCAGCUCUGCUGGCCUCAGCCACCCCUGCCCCUCCUCCAGCUCCUCAGGGCCCCGUGGCUUUUGCAGCCCCAGGAUCUCCAGGGCCUGCCCCAGUGUCCCCAGUGUCCCCAGGGUUCCCAGCUCCAGUGUCACCUGGCCUGGCUGCUGCUUCUGCUGCAGUGACAGUGGCCCCUCUUGUGCCCACAGUGAGCCCCACUUCUCUCCCAGCUGCUCUCAGCUCUGCCAUGAAAUCUUCUCCCACUGCAGCCUCUGGAGCAGCCCCAGCUCCUUUCCCUCCCUCUGGAGCAGCCCCAGCUCCUUUCCCUCCCUCUGGAGCAGCCCAAACCCCUCUUCUUCCCUCUGGAGGAGCCCCAGCUCCUCUUCCUCCCUCUGGAGCAGCCCCAGCUCCUUUCCCUCCCUCUGGAGCAGCCCCAGCUCCUUUCCCUCCCUCUGGAGCAGCCCCAGCUCCUUUCCCUCCCUCUGGAGCAGCCCCAGCUCCUUUCCCUCCCUCUGGAGCAGCCCCAGCUCCUUUCCCUCCCUCUGGAGCAGCCGCUCUCCUGCCUCCCCCAUCCCGUCCCCUCCUGGCAUCUCCCCCAGCAGUGCCCCCCAGUUUGCUGCCAGUGUCCCCCCAGAGUCCAGAAUCACCCCCACAUCCCACAGUCCCUGUGUCCCCUGCUGCUCCAGCCUCUCCCCGAGCCCCAGCUCCAGCCCUGGUCGGUGCCAUCUCUCCCCCCGUCUUCCUGGCUGCCCCCAAAGCUCCUUUGUCACCUCCUAUCCCUCUGCUGCCAGCUGGGUCAACCCCUGGUUCCCCAGUCCCACCACUGCUCCCAGUUGCUCCUUCUGCUGCCAAGGCCUCUCCCGUGGGACCCCCAGCCCCUCGAGCAGCUCCAGUGGCUCCUGCCCUGUCCCCACCUGCACUGGGAGCUGCCAUCUCUGUCCCAGGGCUCCCAGCAGCAGCUCCUGCUGUCCCCUCUGCCAGCUGUGCCCCUGUCACAGCCCCCAUGGCAGCUCCAGUCACCCCUCCUGGGGCUAAACCAGCUCCUGGGAGCCCAAACACUGCCCCAGCUGCCACCUCUGUCCCUGUCACACCAUCCCUGGUGGCUCCAGCCACCCCUCCUGUGGCUAAACCAGCUCCUGGGAGCCCAAACACUGCCCCAGCUGCCACCUCUGUCCCUGUCACACCAUCCCUGGUGGCUCCAGCCACCCCUCCUGUGGCUAAACCAGCUCCUGGGAGCCCAGUCACUGCCCCAGCUGCCACCUCUGUCCCUGUCACAGCCCCCAUGGCAUCUCCAUCCUCUCCAGCUGCCCCUCCCUCAGCCAAAGACGCUGCCAAGGGCUCUGUUGCUGCCUCAGCUGCUGCUCCAACUCCUCCCAGCCCAGCUCCAGCCACCCCACCUGCAGCCAAAACUGCUCCCAAGAGUCCUGCUCCUUCCACCCCAUCCCCUGCCAGCCCAGCUCCUGCAGCUCCACCAGCUCCAGCAGCCAAAACACCCCCAAAGAGCCCUGCCAAAGCCACCCCCAGUGAGGACAAGGCACCCCCAAAGAGCCCUGCCAAAGCCACCCCCACUGAGGAUAAAGCACCCCCAAAGAGCCCUGUGAAAACCACCCCAGCUCCACCAGCCUCUCCUGAAGAGAAGGCACCCCCAAAAAGCCCCAAUGAGGCCAAGGCACCCCCAAAAAGCCCUGCCAAAGCCACCUCACCUCCAGCAGCCUCUCCUGAAGAGAAGGCACCCCCAAAAAGCCCCACUGAGGCCAAGGCACCCCCAAAAAGCCCUGGCAAGGCCACCCCUGCUCCAGCCACCCCCACUGAGGACAAGGCACCCCCAAAGAGCCCUGCCAAAGCCACCUCACCUCCAGCAGCCUCUCCUGAGGAUAAGGCACCCCCAAAAAGCCCCACUGAGGCCAAGGCAGCCCCAAAAAGCCCUGUGAAAACCACCCCAGCUCCAGCAGCCUCUCCUGAGGAUAAGGCACCCCCAAAAAGCCCCACUGAGGCCAAGGCACCCCCAAAAAGCCCUGCCAAGGCCACCCCAGCUCCAGCUUCCCCUGGAGCAGCCAAAAAACCUCCCAAGGGCAGCCCUGUCACUGCCCCAUCCUCUCCUGUGGCUCCAGCACCUUCAGCUGCUCCUGCUGAGGCCAAAACACCCCCAAAGAGCCCUGGCAAGGCCACCCCAGCUCCAGGCACCCCUGCUGAGGACAAGGCACCCCCAAAGAGCCCUGCUGAGGACAAGGCACCCCCAAAGAGCCCUGUGAAAGCCACCCCAGCUCCACCAGCCUCUCCUGAGGCCAAAACACCCCCAAAGAGCCCUGUGAAAGCCACCCCAGCUCCAGCAGCCUCUCCUGAAGAGAAGGCACCCCAAAAAAGCCCCAAUGAGGCCAAGGCAUCCCCAAAAAGCCCUGCCAAGGCCACCCCAGCUCCAGCUGCCCCUGCUGCAGCCAAAGGAUCUCCAAAGAGCCCUGCUGAGGCCAAGGCACCCCCAAAAAGCCCUGCUGAGGCCAAAACACCCCCAAAAAGCCCUGCCAAGGCCACCCCAGCUCCAACCACCCCCAGUGAGGCCAAGGCACCCCCAAAAAGCCCUGUCAAAGCUACCCCAGCUCCAGCCACCCCUACUGAGGCCAAGGCACCCCCAAAGAGCCCUGCGGAGGCCAAGGCACCCCCAAAAAGCCCCGCAGAGGCCAAGGCACCCCAAAAAAGCCCUGUUGAGGCCAAGGCACCUCCAAAAGGCCCUGCUGAGGCCAAGGCACCCCCAAAAGGUCCCACUGAGGCCAAGGCACCCCCAAAAGGCCCUGCUGAGGCCAAGGCACCCCCAAAAGGCCCUGCUGAGGCCAAGGCACCCCCAAAAAGCCCCGCAGAGGCCAAGGCACCCCAAAAAAACCCCGCUGAGGCCAAGGCACCCCAAAAGAGCCCCACUGAGGCCAAGGCACCCCCAAAAAGCCCUGUAAAAGCCACUCCCCCUCCAACCACCCCCGCUGCAGCCAAAGCAUCCCCAAAAAGCCCCGCUGAGGCCAAGGCACCCCCAAAAAGCCCCGCAGAGGCCAAGGCACCCCCAAAAAGCCCUGCCAAGGCCACCCCAACUCCAGCAGCCACACCCCCACCUCCUGCCCCAGCUUCUGGUGCCCCUCCAAAGCCCCCAAGCCCCGCCAAGAAGCAGCAGCCCCUCCCCAAUAACAAGGUGGCCAAGCCCCCCCCGAAACCCGCGCCCGGUGACGAUGACGAGGAGCUGCCACCUCUGCUCCCACCCGAGCCACCCGUGCUGCUGGAGCUGUCCCCUGCCACGGGGGUGCUGGCACCGCAGCCCAUCCUCAAGAAUGACAAGGGUAUUUUUGGUUUUUGUGCAUGGAGUGUCACUGGAUGCCCACGGGGUACUAACGGCGUGUGCCCGGCGUGUGCCAAGGGGUGGGGACAAGGGGUGAGCACGGUGCCAGCGGUCACUAACGCGUGUCCUCGGGCACGGAGCACGGCCUGGCGGUUGUGGUUUGUGGUUUGUGGUUGGUUUGUGGCAUGGGCACUGCAAAAAUGAGAUGAGAUGAUGAGAUGAGCUGGCUUCACACUGAGGAGAUGCCCACGUGCCUGGCACUGCUGCGUGUGUGGUGUGGCCUCGUGGUGGCAAACUGGGAUGUCCCCACGCUGUGCCUGAAGUGUUGGCACACCUUGACACCUGCAGAGAGGUUUGCCAAGGCUCCUGUGUGCCAUGAGGGCCGAAUCCAGGUAAUGGCUGCACGGGAGCAUCGGGGUCAGCACCUCCAGGUGACCUCCGAGGUUGGGGACACCCAGCUCUGCUGCAGUAACUGGUGUGGUCAGUGCCGUGGGUCACAACUGCAGCUGGUGGCCCUCAGGUCCCCUGAGAGGGGUUUGGGGUUAUCCUGGUGGCCCUCGGGUCCCCUGAGGGGGGUUUGGGGUUAUCCCAGAUCAUCCUGGUGGCCCUCAGGUUCCCUGAGGGGGGUUUGGGGUUAUCCAGAUUAUCCUGGUGGCCCUCAGGUCCCCUGAGGAGGGUUUGGGGUUAUCCUCGUGGCUCUCA
Molecule: messenger RNA, 5961 nt
Organism: Agelaius phoeniceus (red-winged blackbird)
Lineage: Eukaryota; Metazoa; Chordata; Aves; Passeriformes; Icteridae
Source: RefSeq, a predicted model, not a curated record